This is a messenger RNA of Coregonus sp. 'balchen', 1765 nucleotides long. The record is from the annotation of a GenBank genome assembly. Lineage: Eukaryota; Metazoa; Chordata; Actinopteri; Salmoniformes; Salmonidae.
AUGGUCGGGUUUCCAGACUUCAUCUAUAAACACAUAGUCCCAGCAUGCUUCCUGGCUCCCCUCAAACCAUCCUUUGAUCUCACAGACGCUCAGACCGUCCUGGUGAGUACCUGGAACCAGAUUUUAUCAGAGACACAAUAUCCCUCUACAUCUAUGAACGGAAGUUUGACUCAUUUGACAAAACAAAACUCAAAACUUUUUCUGUAUUUCAGACGUUGUCAGAGUGUGCGCUCACGUUGAAAAUGAUUCAUCUCAAAAGGGUAAAGCUUCUCUUUUGGUUUCUUAGUCUUCACAAUGCUCGACUUGUUGAGAACUUGAUCUAACUGAAACCUUGGACCUUAUAUGGAUGACAUCAUGGUGUUUGUCAUGUCAUGUUUUGUACUUCCUGGUCUGCAGGGUCCAGAGUUCAUCCAGUACCUCCAACAGGUGUACCUGCCUUCUCUACAGGUGUCACCGGAAAUCACACAGGUACCACUGUCGCAUAAGCCAAUCAAAUCACAGCUGAAUCGAGCACACGCACACACGUUGUUCAGGAAAUGUAGCUCUUCUAGUUCUGUAACUCUCUUCCUCCUCUCACAGGAACUGUGCCAAGUGCUUCAGCAGCCAGACGUCAAGGUCCUCAAAAACUACAUUAAGGUACGUUGUCAGCUGGUUGUUGCCUUAACACCUUUAGAAACAGGUCCACUCAGUAGGCCACGUCUUGGUACUAGCAACCUAAAACUGUUUCCUCUACUCAGUAGGCCACGUCUUGGUACUAGCAACCUAAAACUGUUUCCUCCAGUCAGUAGGCCACGUCUUGGUACUAGCAACCUAAAACUGUUUCCUCUACUCAGUAGGCCACGUCUUGGUACUAGCAACCUAAAACUGUUUCCUCCACUCAGUAGGCCACGUCUUGAUACUAGCAACCUAAAACUGUUUCCUCCACUCAGUAAGCCACGUCUUGGUACUAGCAACCUAAAACUGUUUCCUCCACUCAGCAGGCCACGUCUUGGUACUAGCAACCUAAAACUGUUUCCUCCACUCAGCAGGCCACGUCUUGGUACUAGCAACCUAAAACUGUUUCCUCCACUCAGUAGGCCACGUCUUGGUACUAGCAACCUAAAACUGUUUCCUCCACUCAGCAGUCCACGUCUUGGUACUAGCAACCUAAAACUGUUUCCUCCACUCAGUAGGCCACGUCUUGGUACUAGCAACCUAAAACUGUUUCCUCCACUCUGUAGGCCACGUCUUGGUACUAGCAACCUAAAACUGUUUCCUCCACUCAGUAGGCCACGUCUUGAUACUAGCAACCUAAAACUGUUUCCUCCACUCAGUAGGCCACGUCUUGGUACUAGCAACCUAAAACUGUUUCCUCCACUCAGUAGGCCACGUCUUGGUACUAGCAACCUAAAACUGUUUCCUCCCUCAGUAGCCCACGUCUUGAUACUAGCAACCUAAAACUGUUUCCUCCACUCAGUAGGCCACGUCUUGAUACUAGCAACCUAAAACUGUUUCCUCCACUCAGUAGGCCACGUCUUGGUACUAGCAACCUAAAACUGUUUCCUCCACUCAGUAGGCCACGUCUUGGUACUAGCAACCUAAAACUGUUUCCUCCACUCAGUAGGCCACGUCUUGGUACUAGCAACCUAAAACUGUUUCCUCUACUCAGUAGGCCACGUCUUGGUACUAGCAACCUAAAACUGUUUCCUCUACUCAGUAGGCCACGUCUUGGUACUAGCAACCUAAAACUGUUUCCUCCACUCAGUACGCCACGUCUUGGUACUAG